AUGAAGGAGCGAGAACAGAAAGAAGACGCGACGUUCGAGGGCUGCGAGCCUUCGAGGUUGAGGAAGGCACUACUCAAAUUAACGUUCACUUGGGCAACGUUUAUUAGCAGACUCCGUUCGAUAUCGGAGGCCUGUUUGGAAUCCGACGAAAUUACCGAGCAGCUGUUUGAUGACGACUCAGACAGCAACUCCACCCGCGUCCAAGAAUACGAACCGAUUAAACCUUCUCAACUCCAACGAGAUGUAUUGGAAAAUAAGCUCGCGAACGAUGAUAAGGAAACGUGCUCCACGAGUUCUCCUUUCACAACGACACGAUUAACGUCGCCCCAGAGCAGCGCUGUCAGCGGAGGCGAUGAAUCCAACGCUACCCCAGAUAAGGAGGGCACCCUCACACCGUUUUGUGGGGGAGAGGAAUUAUGGAAGAUACAGAACCAACAAUGGUUGAAGCCAAUCGCGGAAUACACCACUUUAGAAGGAAAACUGAAGCUACAGAAGAGACUGCGUUCACAGGAUCUCAAGCAUUACGUGUCGUCGAAAGAUUAUCAUAUAAUAUAUCGCAAUUUGGUCAUUGACGGAAGGAGUCUUAAGCAGCCCAUGAAUUUGAGAGACUUGUUGCGCGUCGUUGAGGCUGGCUGGGAAUGGAGUCGGGUACAGGAAGGUUGUCACUAUCCCCAGAGAUAG
Ogataea parapolymorpha DL-1 is the source of this 681-nucleotide messenger RNA. RefSeq lists its product as uncharacterized. The transcript has a single exon. The record is from RefSeq and is a predicted model, not a curated record. The coding region runs from base 1 to 681 and encodes 226 amino acids. NCBI's taxonomy places the organism in Eukaryota, Fungi, Ascomycota, Pichiomycetes, Pichiales, Pichiaceae.